Molecule: messenger RNA, 1812 nt
Organism: Panthera uncia (snow leopard)
Lineage: Eukaryota; Metazoa; Chordata; Mammalia; Carnivora; Felidae
Gene: PON3
Product: paraoxonase 3
Exons: 9
Coding region: 39-1103 (354 amino acids)
Cellular component (GO): extracellular region
Molecular function (GO): arylesterase activity
Source: RefSeq, a predicted model, not a curated record
GCACUGAGCCGGCUUGUCACCACGGGGCCCCGGAGAUCAUGGGGAAGCUGGUGGUGCUGACCCUGCUUGGGGCCGUCCUGGCCCUAAUAGGGGAGAGAUUAGUGGCGUUUAGACAAAGAACAAAUGCAUCUCGAGCAGUGGAGCCAGUAGACCUCCCAAACUGCCACCUUAUUGAGGGACUUGAAAAUGGCUCUGAAGAUAUUGAUAUACUUCCUAAUGGGCUGGCUUUUAUCUCCAGUGGAUUAAAAUAUCCAGGCAUGCCAAACUUUGCACCAGAUGAGCCAGGACAGAUUUUCUUGAUGGAUCUGAAUGAGCAAAACCCAAGGGUCCAGGCACUAAACAUCAGUGAUGGUUUUGACAAAGCAUCAUUUAAUCCACACGGAAUCAGUACUUUCAUCGACAAAGACCAUACCGUGUAUCUUUAUGUUGUGAAUCACCCCCACAUGAAGUCCACGGUGGAGAAAUUUAAAUUUGAGGAACAACAACGUUCUCUUGUACACCUGAAAACUAUAAAACAUGAACUUCUCACAAGCGUGAAUGACAUUGUGGUUCUUGGGCCAGAACAGUUCUAUGCCACCAGAGAUCACUAUUUUACCAACUUCUUCUUGGUACUAUUAGAGAUGAUCAUGGAUCUUCGCUGGACUGAUGUUCUUUUCUACAGUCCAAGAGAGGUCAAAGUGGUAGCCAAAGGAUUUAGUUCUGCCAAUGGGAUCACAGUCUCACUAGACAAAAAGUAUAUCUAUGUAGCUGAUGUAUUGGCUCAGAACGUUCAUGUACUGAAUAAGCAUCGUAACUGGGAUUUAACUCAAGUGAAGGUAAUACAGUUGGGCACUUUAGUGGAUAACUUAACUGUGGAUCCUGACACCGGAGAUAUUUUGGCAGGAUGCCAUCCUAAUGCCAUGAAGCUGCUGAUCUAUAACUCUGAGGAUCCUCCAGGGUCAGAAGUGCUUCGCAUCCAGGAUGUUUUGUCUGAGAAGCCCAAAAUAAGCACCACGUAUGCCAAUAAUGGCUCUGUGCUUCAGGGAAGCUCUGUGGCUUCUGUGUACCAUGGGAACCUUCUCAUAGGCACCGUAUUUCACAAAGCUUUGUACUGUUUGUUCUAGACUCUAGACAUCCCAAAAAGUCUUGUCAACCAACGAAAGACAAAACUGCAAGCUGCAAAAUAAAAUAAAUGUGUUUAUUUGGGGUCUUAGGGAUUGCAAUGUGGGAGACACAGAUUUGACUGGAAUUGAAAGCUUGCUCUAGAGAGACAAAGGAGGUUGGAGUUUUUAAAGAGGAAAGGGGGGCUUACUGAAGUUGUUUGAAGAAAAGGUGCUCAGUGUUGGUAUGGCUACAGUGACACCAAUCCAUGUGUGAUUGGUUGCUAGGGCUAGACAGUGCAUUUAGGUCCAUUUUAUUUUUUUAUUUGAUUUCAUUUUAUUUUUUGAAAGAAAGCACGUGCACACACACACACGCACGCGCGCACACACACACACACACACACACACGUGUGAGUGGGGGAGGAGCAGACAGAGAGGGAGAGAGAGAAUCUUAAGCAGGCUCCACACCCUGGAGCCAUGGAGGAGCUCAGUCCCAGGACCCACAAUGGUGAGAUCCAUGACCUGAGCCAAAAUCAAGAAUGGACGAUUAACUGAGCCAUUCAUGCGCCCCGUUUGUGCCCAUUUUAUGCGCCCGUUUAUGCCCACAUGGUAGAUGCCUUGGCUUUUAGUUUGUUUAUCACAAAUUCUGAGAAUUUGAUAGAGAAGAUGUGCAUAAGCCCCACCUCCUCAGUGUCCUCCCGGCUCCAUUUUAAAUAACUCUGUUAGUAAUGGU